Molecule: messenger RNA, 1887 nt
Organism: Orycteropus afer afer
Lineage: Eukaryota; Metazoa; Chordata; Mammalia; Tubulidentata; Orycteropodidae
Source: RefSeq, a predicted model, not a curated record
AUGGCUGACACCAUCUUCAGCAGUGGGAAUGACCAGUGGGUUUGCCCCAACGACCGGCAGCUUGCCCUGCGAGCCAAGCUGCACACAGGCUGGUCCGUGCAUACCUACCAGACCGAGAAGCAGAGGAAGAGCCAGUGCCUCAACCCGGGGGAGGUGGAGACCAUCCUGCAGGUCAUCCAGAGGGCCGAGAGGCUUGACGUCAUGGAGCAGCAGAGGAUCGGGCGGCUGGUGGAGCGGCUGGAGACCAUGAGGCAGAACGUGAUGGGGAAUGGCCUCUCCCAGUGUCUACUCUGUGGGGAGGUGCUGGGCCUCCUGGGCAGCUCAUCAGUGUUCUGCAGAGACUGCAGGAAGCCUCAGCGGAUUGGUCAGCUCCAGCUGCAAGUGAUUUCCAGCGACACGGACAGCGAUUCAGAUCUCAGCUCCUCCAGCCUGGAUGACAGACUCCCAUCCACUGGGGUUAGGGACCCAAAAGGCGACAAACCCUGGGGAGAGUCAGGUGGCAGCACAGAGUCCCCCAGGAUGGGGCCAGCCCGCUCACCCAGCCAUCUCUCAGGGAGCCAGAGCAGCCUGGCCAGCGAGACUGGGGUGGCCUCUGUAGACCCACAGGGGAGUACCCCACCCAGGCCUGACCCAAAGGGCAUAGGGUGUGCGAGUGGCGGGAGCCCGGAUAGCCCAGGCCGCCGGUGUGAGUGCGCGCGGGGUCCCGGGCCGGCGUGCGCGCCGGUGCGAAAGCGAGUGAGUGUGGCGCCGCUAGGCUCGCUCCGCUCGGUGCCCGCCCGCGCAGCCCGCGCACUCACACUGCUUGGUUGCUACCGUGUGACGCGGCCUGGGCCCGCCCCCUGCCUGCCGGCCCCUGGCACUCACUCGCGCCGGCCGCCGCCGAGCAGGCAGCUGCGGCGUCAGGGCCGUCCGGGGGCGCCGCCGGACGACGAAGAGGAUGUCGACCAACUCUUCGGAGCCUACGGCACCAGCCCGGGCCCUAGCCCCGGCCCCAGCCCCGCGCGGCCGCCAGCCAAGCCGCCUGAGGACGAGCCGGAUGCCGACGGCUACGAGUCCGACGACUGCACUGCCCUGGGCACACUGGACUUCAGCCUGCUCUAUGACCAGGAGAACAACGCCCUCCACUGCACCAUCAGCAAGGCCAAGGGUCUAAAGCCGAUGGACCACAAUGGGUUGGCGGACCCCUACGUCAAGCUGCACCUGCUGCCAGGAGCCAGUAAGGCAAAUAAGCUCAGAACAAAAACUCUCCGGAACACUCUGAACCCCACAUGGAAUGAGACCCUCACUUACUACGGCAUCACGGACGAAGACAUGAUCCGCAAAACCCUGCGGAUCUCCGUGUGUGAUGAGGACAAAUUCCGCCACAAUGAGUUCAUCGGGGAGACACGCGUGCCCCUGAAGAAGCUGAAACCCAACCACACCAAGACGUUCAGCAUCUGCCUGGAGAAGCAGCUGCCGGUAGACAAGACGGAAGACAAGUCCCUGGAGGAGCGGGGCCGGAUCCUCAUCUCCCUGAAGUACAGCUCUCAGAAGCAGGGCCUGCUGGUGGGCAUCGUGCGGUGUGCACACCUGGCUGCCAUGGAUGCCAACGGCUACUCGGACCCUUAUGUGAAAACUGUUUUUAGAAGACAGUCAGGAAACCCCUUUGGAGAGAAGUUCUGUUACGAGAUUAAGCAUGGAGACCUGGCCAAGAAGACCCUGGAGGUCACCGUCUGGGAUUACGACAUUGGAAAAUCCAACGACUUCAUUGGCGGCGUGGUUCUGGGCAUCAACGCCAAGGGCGAGCGCCUGAAGCACUGGUUUGACUGCCUGAAGAACAAGGACAAGCGGAUUGAGCGCUGGCACACGCUGACCAACGAACUCCCGGGGGCCAUGCUCAGUGACUGA